Lodderomyces orthopsilosis Co 90-125 is the source of this 1479-nucleotide messenger RNA. It is a transcript of the gene WOR3, whose product is annotated as Wor3p. The transcript has a single exon. The coding region runs from base 1 to 1479 and encodes 492 amino acids. Lineage: Eukaryota; Fungi; Ascomycota; Pichiomycetes; Serinales; Debaryomycetaceae. The record is from RefSeq and is a predicted model, not a curated record.
AUGGAUCCCCCGUAUAUGGAGUCCAAUUUGCAUUCGGGUGAAAAUAGGGAAGGAGACCACGGCCAACUGGGAUCAAGUGAAAGCAACAACAACGAUCAGGGCUCGGUUCCAUUACCACAACUGCAACAACCACAAAACCAACAAUGCGAAAAGAGACCACUGUAUACAGAUCAUCAGGAUUCACAACACCAACAACAACCAGUUCAUUAUGGAGAAGUUGGUAGGUAUCAACCACAGUUACAGUUGAAUCUAUUACCUCCACAACAACAAUAUUUGCAACCACAAACUUACCCCAAUUCACAACAAUAUUUGCAACCACGUCAACAACCAAUAUCACAACAGGGACUGUUUUCGAUUCCUAUUCCUCAAGUACAACCACAUUUGGUACCAUUGCAGACUCCGAACUAUGUGCCCAAUUCCUAUCAACAAUUACCUAUUCAAAGUCCUUAUAACGUGACAGCACAACCACCUCAUUUUGGUCAAUUUAACCCAGGUCUUCCACAACUGAAAAGCCGCCACUCUCUGGAUUUUCGAUUUGAUGAUGGUCAUGGGAAUUUGUUGAGCUACAAUCAGGAUAGGGGAUUAGUGUCGUCUAUUCCCUCUAUACAUGCAAAUCAACAAGCCGGUGGUAUUAAUGAGUCAGGAGAGCAUGGAAUGGGAUCCGAAAGCUCCUCUUUCAAUGCAGGCUCUACUACAACUCUUGGCCAAAGUUCAAUUCAUUCACAGUUUAUUUCUAGCAGGGGAUCAACCACUACAUCAUCCACAACACCUCUUGAAAACGUGCCCCUCAAUGAAAAUCAAAAGUCGGUGGCAUCUCAGUGUACUAGAUGCAAAAAGGACUUUGUUCAAGUAAUUACUGUGCCAAAAGAGAAUAAUAAUAGUUUCAAUUUUAAGCCAUCUUCUGGCCAAUCAAAGGUGUUCAAAUUGUGUCAUCAUUGUCGUGAGCUUCAAAGACAAAGGUCAAGGAGAUGGCAGAUGAAAACAAAGGACAAAAAGGGUGUUUGUCGUCGCUGUGGAACCGAGAUUCCAUUUAAUGAGCAAAAAUUUGUCUUGUGUCCUAGUUGUCGACUGAAUUUACGAACAAGAAAAGCUAGUCGAGCAUCUCAAGGUAAAUGUAUCCAUUGUUCUAGCCCCAUGGAAGACGGCUUUGCUUCGGAUGAGAUUUCGUUGGAAGAGUCAAGUAGUGUUGAUGAAUAUGACAAGAGGUCACCCAAGUCCACCUCCUUUCGGGUUUGUCAAAAGUGUCGGGGAAAAGAUAAGCUCAGAAGGCACAAUUUACAGCAAAUGGGAUAUUGCAAUCGUUGUACAAAGGCUUUAUCUGCCAAUGACCAUGGAAAGUACAAACUUUGUACUGAUUGUAGAGCUAAAAAGAAACAAUAUGGCAACAAAGGUCAACAGAACUCACCACCACAAAUGCACAAUAUGGGUCCAGGUCAAAUGAAACAAGGUGAUCAAUUAAACAAUGGUUAUGCUUCAUAA